Messenger RNA from Gopherus flavomarginatus (Mexican gopher tortoise), 2066 nucleotides. It is a transcript of the gene TOMM40L, whose product is annotated as translocase of outer mitochondrial membrane 40 like. The coding region runs from base 588 to 1505 and encodes 305 amino acids. Gene Ontology annotation, molecular function: transmembrane protein transporter activity. The transcript has 9 exons. Gene Ontology annotation, biological process: protein import into mitochondrial matrix. Lineage: Eukaryota; Metazoa; Chordata; Testudines; Testudinidae. Gene Ontology annotation, cellular component: mitochondrial outer membrane; mitochondrial outer membrane translocase complex. The record is from RefSeq and is a predicted model, not a curated record.
UGCCCGGGCGCAAGAUGGCCGCGCCCAGCAGGCGCAGGGGGAGCGGAGCCCAGCACGGGGUCCGGGCCGUGUGAGCGCCGGGCAGCUGGGGGCGGCAGCGCCCAGAGGCACCGUGCGGGGCAGCCCCCCGGCUGGGGAGCCCCCUUCAUCCAGCCCCCCAACUCUGCCUGGGGAGUUCCUUCUACACCAGCCCCCACCCGGGGCAGCUGUGCCCCCAACAACUGCCCCCCCCGUUCCCUCUUCCCCCUCGCCUUGUGGGCAGGUACCCCCUCUCUCCGCGUCAGGGCACCCUGCCCCCCAGCUCCCGUGGGCAGCCAGCCCCCUCCCGGGCUCCGAGCCGUGCUGCGGGCUGUGGAGAGGGGACACGAUCUCAGCCCAGCUCCGUGCAGGCGUCAGACCCUGCCGGGUGUCAUGUGCGUAGGGUCCCCGGGGCAGGGGGCAGCUGGGUGUGCUCUGACGGGGGAACCCGCGGGCACCUGCUGAUCCCGAACUCUCCAGGUCUUUCCUCCUCGGACUGGAUUUGAGGGUGGGUUAGAGGGCGGCUACACCCCUGCAUCCCCGGGCCAGGCAGCACGGCCUGCGGGGUGAUGGGGAACGUGCUGGCACCAGUGCUCGACUUGCACAGACCUCUGCGCCGGGAGGAGCCGCUUACCAACCCAGGCAGCUUCGAUGAGCUGCACCGGCAAUGCAAAGAAGUCUUCCCCCAGCAGAUGGAAGGGGUGAAGCUGAUAAUCAACAAAGCCCUGAGCAGCCAUUUUCAGGUCACCCACACCAUUCACAUGAGCACAGUCGGCCAGUCCAGCUACCACUUCAACACCACCUACGUAGGAGACCGGCAGCUUAGCCCCACCGAGACCUUCCCCAUGCUUGUCGGGGACAUCGACAGCUGCGGGAGCCUCAACGCUCAGGUGCUGCACCUGGUGGCGGAGCGGAUCCGCACCAAGGCCGUCUUCCAGACACAACAGGCCCGGUUUGUGACGUGGCAGUUCGACGGGGAGCUCCGUGGCGAUGACUACACGGCCACACUGACGCUGGGCAACCCCGAUGUGCUCAGCCAAUCAGUCAUUGUGGUGGCGCACUUCCUGCAGAGUGUGACCUCGCGGCUGGUGCUGGGCGGGGAGAUGGUGUAUCACCGGCGUCCGGGCGAGGAGGGCGCCAUCGUCACCCUGGCAGGGAAGUACACGGCUCUCAAGUGGGUGGCGACGCUGAACAUUGGUUAUGGUGGGGCCCAUGCCAGCUACUACCACAGAGCCAAUGAGCAGGUGCAGGUCGGGGUGGAGUUGGAGGCCAACACCCGACUGCAGGACACAACCUUUGCCUUCGGCUACCAACUCAACCUGCCCCAGGCCAACAUGGUCUUCCGAGGUCUCCUGGACAGUAACUGGUGCGUGGGGGGUGUCCUGGAGAAGAAGCUGCCGCCUCUGCCCGUCACCCUGGCCCUGGGCGCCUUCCUCAACCACUGGAAGAAUCGUUUCCACUGCGGCUUCAGCGUCAUCGUGGGCUGAGGGGGCAGUGCCCUCGCGGGGCUCCCUGCUCUCGCCCCAGCCAGUGGGGGCAGGGCAGAGCCUGGCGCCAAGUGGAUUCUGACUGGUUUGCUCAGGCGGGAGCAGGAUCCCGACCGUGUGCAUGGGGUGGGGCCGCUCACCGCAGCCUGGGGGUGCGGGGGCCUGCCCGCCGCCUUCCUGACUCAGGGAGCCUUUGUGCCAUGGAGCCAGUGCCCAGCUGGGGCCGGCCUGCAGCUCAGCCUGCCCUGAGUGGCUGCUCUUGUGUCCAGAGGGCAUCUGAUACCUGGUGGCCUGGGGGGCACCUCUUCCCCUCCCCCCACCAAGCCCUUCUCUGCAGGCGGCUAAGCUGGGGAGGGGAUGUCACAUGGGCAUCUCCCUCCCCUCCCCUGGGCAGCUGGCCGAGUCCCCCUUGGAGCUGCACAGUGGAGGUGAUGCAUCUCCUCCUGCUCUGUGCCCUGGGCAGGGGGGGCCCUGUGCUGUGGGGGAGUUUGGGGGGCUGCCCCUCUGAUGUUCUUACGCUGUGUACGAUGGCUUGGAACCUGAUUAAAGUGUUUGAGUUGA